Messenger RNA from Hibiscus syriacus, 1217 nucleotides. Its product is annotated as phospholipase A1-II 6-like. Gene Ontology annotation, molecular function: glycerophospholipid phospholipase A1 activity. Lineage: Eukaryota; Viridiplantae; Streptophyta; Magnoliopsida; Malvales; Malvaceae. The transcript is spliced from 3 exons. The record is from RefSeq and is a predicted model, not a curated record. Gene Ontology annotation, biological process: lipid metabolic process. The coding region runs from base 32 to 1213 and encodes 393 amino acids.
ACUGAAAGUCCUUCGGCAAAACUCAAAAGUGAUGGCCAUCUCCAUUGCAUCUCGUUGGAGGGAACUGAGUGGUGAGAAGAACUGGGAGGGUCUACUUGACCCUAUCGAUUCCGAUCUCCGUCGCUAUGCCAUUCAUUACGGUCAAAGAACCAUGGCCGUCGGAGACCUCCUAAACAAAGACAACCAAUCUAAUGGCUACCUCCAUAGUCUAUACCCAGAAGACGUGUUUUUCACCGGUGCCACUCUCCAAAACAAUAAUAUAUUCAAGUACGUCGUCACUCACUUCUUCGACAUCGCCUCCAAUGCUAAUGAAUCGGCAUGGUUCGGCUAUGUGGCGGUGAGUACGGAUGAGGGAAAAGUUGGUCUUGGAAGGAGAGAUAUUUUGGUUGCUUGGAGAGGGACGGAAACAGAUGCCGAGUGGAUAAAAAAUAUCAACUUCCUUCAAGCAUCGCCGUCGGAACUAUUUGGUGAUGAUAACAACGCUAAAGUUCACUCCGGCUUCCUUUCUCUUUACACCGGAACCAACUCCAAAACCCCUAUCAGUGCUCGACAACAGGUUUUGAAAGCAGUGCGGGAGCUGGUCGACAAGUACAAGGGCGAGGAGAUAAGCAUCACCAUUGUGGGGUACAGUUUAGGGGCAGCCUUGGCGACGUUGAACGCAAUGGACAUCGUGGCCAAUUGUUAUAACAAGCCGACUGGCAGUUCAAAACUCCCCACCGGUUGCAUGGUCACGGCGUUUGUGUACGCCAGCCCACGUGUCGGGAACGAUGGUUUAAAGCAAAUAUACGAUUCGUUCCAAGAUCAGCUUCAUAUCCUACGGAUCGUAAACAAUAAGGAUGUUGUUCCUUCGCUUCCAUUUGGAAUAUUCUUUUGGCCUUACACCCACUUGGGACAAGAGCUGAAAAUCGAUAGCAGUAAGUCUGGUUUCCUAAAGUCUCAGGUGAAACAACCACCGCCGGAGGAUGUUUCCGAGACCAUACGGGGUAAUACCAUAGACUUGGCUGCUCAUAAUUUGGAUCUUCACCUGCAUGCAAUUGCUUUGGACCAAACUGGAUUUGGUUUUGAAGUGGACCAUGAUUUUGCACUUGUAAACAAAUAUUUGGAUGCCCUCAAAGACUUCUAUAACAUACCUCCAAGAUGGUGGGACGGUGCCAAACACAGCAAUAUGGUUCAAAUGGACAACAGCCACUGGAAGUUUGUUCCAACUCCUUAAUUAU